Molecule: messenger RNA, 5691 nt
Organism: Anastrepha ludens (Mexican fruit fly)
Lineage: Eukaryota; Metazoa; Arthropoda; Insecta; Diptera; Tephritidae
Exons: 4
Coding region: 1356-2402 (348 amino acids)
Source: RefSeq, a predicted model, not a curated record
GGCUAAAUAAACUAAAUGUGAAAAUUAACAAAUAUUGAAAUAUUAGAUUCUAAAUAUUGGUGUUUCCAUUCGCCCUACGACGCAGUAGUCACAAACAGGCAUCGACGAAGGCCAAACAGCUUUUCUAAAUAUUUAUGUAUGUAUGUAGGUACAUACGAAUCGGCUUGCCUGUGUCUGUUUCUGUACUAGACUCCAUGCCGUUUCACCCUGCACGUUGUUCGCCUGCUAAUGCGGGAGGUAAUCAAAGAUACAACCAAAACGUGUACUACAUACAUAUGUAUUUCGGCGAGUAUCGAUAAGUGAGCGCUCCGCCAUUUGUUUUCCACUGUUUCUAAAGUUGUAGCCAUUUUAUAAUUUCCAGCUUCUAUAUGUCCAUGCAUUUUUUGUGUAUGAAUUAUCUGAGAGCCGCCUGUUCAUAGGCACACUUUACCUGCUCACAGGCUCGUUCGCUGCGUUGCACCUUAGUUACCUUGACUCCUGUUGGCGGAAUACCGCUGCAAUUCUACACCGUCUUACAUUCUAUUGUAGUUAACCUAAAAGGCUAGGUACUUACUUAGGUACCUUGAGUUGAUGGUUCGUAUCUGCAAACAUAUCUUUGCCUAGGAACAUACAUAUGUUCAUCAGGUAGUGUAAUGACAUAAGGGAUUGUUGUUAAACUGAGAGAUCAUUUACUUGGAAUAAGUAGGGCUGGAAAAACAGGUAGGGGAAAUCUGUUCAUGAGGUUACAAGGAAAUGUUAAUGCAGAGUUAACAUCAGUUGACUAAGGUGUCUGCUAGUUGAAGGUUAGUUGCUCUUUGAUUUUCUUCGGAGACUUAUACAUUUUGGUUUGCCGUUAUUGACAGCUUGGAUACAAAUACUCCUUUAUAUUUGUAACAGCAUUUGAACAGUUCAUCUUUGUUUUUCUUCGGAGGCUUGCACGUUUUUGAUUGCCGUUAUUGACAGCUUGGAUACAUCUACUAUCUAUUUGCUACAACAACACAAGAAACGAAAGUGACAUCGCAAGGUUUGCCAGCAACAUUGUGAGAUCACUGAUCGACGAAGUGCUACGAAUUUGUGCAUCAGUAAUACUAAAACUAUGCGAUAAAUAUAAUACAUAUAUCUAGAUGUAGAUGUAUAUUAUUUAAUUCAAAAUAAAUUACAGACGAUACACAUACAUAUGUAAUAGUGUGAUCAAUUGCAUUUACGAUAUGAUACAAAAAUAACUUAACACCAUAACUGCAAAGUAUAACAUUGUUGCGGUGCUUUACAAAGUGACAAUUGAAACGGAUUGCGCAAGGAAGGUCAUAAUUAUAAUAAGAAAAGUAAAAAAACUUUGAAUCAAUACAAGAAGUGUCGUUAUUUUAGAAUAAAUUAAAAUGCAAGCGGUCAAGUCGAAAUUCGCGAAAAUGUUAAAUGUUUCAAUGCCGAGGAGAACAGUGUUGCAGAACGUCGCAGCGGCUGUUGCUUCUAUGGUGUUAUUGUCGUGGUUACGCCUUCGUCCCAUUAGUAUUUUCUUUUUGGCACUUUUCUUGUUUUGGAUAUACAAGACACGCUGCAAUUUCCGCAUCGUUCCACCGCCCGAAUUGCAGGAAAAGUACGAACGUAUAAAACGAUUUCGAGAAGAAAACAAAGCCAUGUUUACAGGAGUUGCCAGUGUGUCCUGUGUCAUUCUGGGCAUAUCCGGAUUCGUAUUAGGAGGGUUCGCAUUGAUCUUCGUUCUUGUCAUCACAGCGAGUGCAUUUAAGUGGGAGCUGGUGCGAGAAAAUGAAGAUGAUGAAGUAAACGCGACACAAUCUGAAACAGACUACGACGAAUUUGUUCCUGAUGUGAACACUGAGAACCUCGCCUUAUUGGAGGAUGCAAGCGAUUUAGACACUUCACAUGGAGAAGAUUACAAAAAUGAUGAUGAUAUACCUCAAGAGCUUUUAAUAUCCGAUUCCCUGCCAGAGUACAGUGAAAAUUCAACAGAUGACGAUGAUGAUAUGAUACCAGUCAUUAACAUUAAAGAGCUGAAUGCGGAUCCCUUAGCGCAAGCACACAAUGUGCAUUACAAAAGGUGUCACUUCAAAUCUGACUCAUCGCGGUCAACCUCUUCGUCAUCAUCUGAGGAGGAGAGUUUGUCGAAAGGUUUGAAAUUCCCCGACUACGCAAAAGACGACGAAGUUGAUCGAAGUAAGCGUGUAACGGACAUAGCAAAAGCUCCGGCGGGAGGGAGUGAUCUAGGGGCGGCUUUGGCGUUACAAGCAGCAACGACCCAGUCGCUACUAGAAAACAGCGGCAAACUUUUAGUUGGGCUAAUGCAGUGGAGCGGCGCAAGCAAUACCACUAACGCCGUAGCGGCAGCCGCUGCCGCCGCCGCCACAGUAGCACAACAAGAAUUGAGCUCGUCCGAAAGCGAGUUCGAGAUUAUAGAAAAUGAAUAAGGAUGGCGCUAGAAACAGAGUUAUUUGGAUGUUAUGAGUUACUUACAUAUAAUUGAUCCAAAGAAAUUCAAAAAAAACCAUUAAACAAACAAAGAUGAUAAAUAUCAAGAGUGGAGCACAUUUCAGUGCACUUAUUUCUGGGUGCACUUCUUUAAACCUUUGAAUUUGAAAAUAUGCAUAAUCGUAUUUUUGUUUCGCUUUUCGCUUAGUAGAAUGUAUUUAAAAAAAAAACUUCAUUUCAAUUGCUUGAUGUUCAUUGAAGACACCUAGCGACGGGUCCAUCGAUACUCAGCGCUAGUUUUUAUGAAACACCAAUCGACUGCUCACACAUAUGCGUAUAAUUUUAGUAGAUAGCGUUAAUUAAUUUUUUUGUUUUUUUACAAAUAAUUCACUUUAUUAUAUAAUUUGUGCGCACGUCUGUGGUAUAGGAAAAUGUUACAUGCCGACAUCGUUUGUCGUCGGAGCGUUCGUUGAUAAUUCGUUUGUACUUACCCUGCAUCUAAGUAAUUAAAUGCAUUAGCGAUCGGUUGAAAAAGCAACCGUUUGACGCCAAAUUAUGCAGAUAAAUUCUACCAGCUUAAGGAAUUAUCCGAAAGACUUGUUUUGAUAUUCAAAAAUGGCGAUACGACGGCGCCUAGAGCAAAUGCAUACAGACAUACAUACAAAUACAACCACCCACUUACGAACCGGUUUACUUACACACACACAAAAUUGAUCUCAGUUUUAAGACAAUACACACAAAGUCAUAGGAAAUUUACAGUAAACUUAUUGAAGUGCUCUUUAAACUCUACGAAUAAAUAUAAGAUAUAAUUCGGCUAAUGCAUUUAGCGAUUUUAUUUCACAGCAAUGAGAAAAUUUGAUUUCGAUGCAAUGAGAAAAUUUGAUUUCGAUACAAUGAAAAAAUUUGAUUUCCAUGCAAUGAAAAAAUUUGAUUUCGAUGAAAUGAAAAAAUUUGAUUUCGAUGCAAUGAAAAAAUUUGAUUUCGAUACAAUGAAAAAAUAAAAACAUUAAAUUUCAUAAUAGGAUUGAGUGAAGUCAUCAAUUCUGCGAAGUUUCUGCAAUACUACUUUUUUGACUCGCCCAACUUUUGCUUUAAACCCAGAAAAUGUCUAAUCUUUCGUAUACAAAAAAUUUAUAUUUUAAUUAAAUUGAAUUCUAAAGCUUUAGCUGGAAAAUUUGAUUUCGAUACAAUGAAAAAAUAUAAAAACAUUAAAUUUCAUAAUAGGAUUGAGUCAAGUCAUCAAUUCUGCGAAUUUUCUGCAAUGCAACUUUUUCGACUUGCCAACUUUUGCUUUGAAACCUGAAAAUGUCGAGUCUGUCGUAAAAAACAAAAAAAAAAUUUUUAAAUUAAAUUGAAUUCUAAAGCUUUAGCUAGAAAAUUUUUAUUCAUUAAAUUAAAUUAAACUUUUCUAAAAUUAAAAAAAAAAUAAAAGCAUUAAAGUUGAUGAUUGGAUUAAGGUAGUAGUCCGGUGUAACGACCGAAAUUUCGACGUUUUUUCAUGAAUCUUUUUAAAAAGAAAAUAAAAUGCGAUCGUUUUAAAGUUUUUACAUGUUUUUAUUGGUGUUUUGAACUAUGUAUAAAAAAAAUGUUUUAAAGUUAAUUUUAUAUUAAUUUGUUUAAAAUUUUUGACGUCAAAGUGGAGUCCUUAAACAAAAUAUGAGUUGGUUCGGGGAAACACACAGCCUUCCAAAGUCAUCUGAAAUAAAAAAUUCAAAGAGAUUAUUAGAUCUGUAGACUUUAUUUUAGGUCCCGAACCUAAAAUAUACAUAAAAAUAAAAAUAAAAACAAAAUGGCGGACUUGUGAAAAAAAUUUUUUUUCUUCAUAAAUUGUUUAAAUUAAAUAGUUAAUUGUUAAAAAAUUAAAUGUUUUAAAGGUUCGGGAUUUAGAUAUGUGUGUCUAGAAUUACGGAUUAAAUUUUUAGCCAAAUCGGUUGAAUACUUUUGAGUCAGUGAUUCCCCGAAAUUUCGAAAACAUGGUUUUGAGAAAAACGCGUUUAAAGUUUCGACAGCAGCUGCUGCUGGCGUGUCACACGGUUUCAUACACACUACGGCGCGCCCUCUUAUUUUAGCUUUAACUUAAAAAAUAAUUAAAAUUUCUGUCUGAAAUGUUUAUAGUAUAUUUUUAAGAUGUUUUUCUCCCGAAAAAUGUAAAAAACAAAAUUGAUUUUUUGAACCCGUCACACCGGGCUGCUACCUUAAGUCAAGUCAUAAAUUCUGCGGAUUUUCUAUAAUACAACUUUUUUUGACUCGACCAACUUUUGCUCUGAAAUCAGAAAAUGUCUAAUCUUUCGUAAAAAAACAAUAUAUUUAAAUUAAAUUGGAUUCUAAAGCUUUAGCUGGAAAAUUUUUAUUCAUUAAAUUAAAAUAAAUUUUUCGAAAAUUCGGAAAAAUAUAAAAGUAUUAAAUUUAAUGAUUGAAUUAAGUCAAGUCAUAAAUUCUGCGGAUUUUCUACAAUACAAUUUUUUUGAUUCGCCCAGCUUUGAAACCAGAAAAAGUCUAAUCUUAAAUGUCGAGUCUGUCGUAAGAAACAAAAAAAAAAUUAAAUUAAAUUGGAUUCUAAAGCUUUAGCUGGAAAAUUUUUAUUCAUUAAAUUAAAAUAAAUUUUUCGAAAAUUCGGAAAAAUAUAAAAGUAUUAAAUUUAAUGAUUGAAUUAAGUCAAGUCAUAAAUUCUGCGGAUUUUCUACAAUACAAUUUUUUUGACUCGCCCAGCUUUGAAACCAGAAAAAGUCUAAUCUUAAAUGUCGAGUCUGUCGUAAAAAACAAAAAAAAAUUAAAUUAAAUUGGAUUCUAAAGCUUUAGCUGGAAAAUUUUUAUUUCUCAGCAAUUAAAAAAUAUAAAAACAUAAAAUUUCAUAAUUGGAUUGAGUCAAGUCAGCUAUUCUGCGCGUUUUCCAAAUCGGUUGAAUACUUUUGAGUCAGUGAUUCCCCGAAAUUUCGAAAACAUGGUUUUGAGAAAAACGCGUUUAAAGUUUCGACAGCAGCUGCUGCUGGCGUGUCACACGGUUUCAUACACACUACGGCGCGCCCUCUUAUUUUAGCUUUAACUUAAAAAAUAAUUAAAAUUUCUGUCUGAAAUGUUUAUAGUAUAUUUUUAAGAUGUUUUUCUCCCGAAAAAUGUAAAAAAAAAAAUUGAUUUUUUGAACCCGUCACACCGGGCUGCUACCUUAAGUCAAGUCAUAAAUUCUGCGGAUUUUCUAUAAUACAACUUUUUUGACUCGCCCAACUUUUGCUUUGAAACCAGAAAAUGUCGAGUCUGUCCUAAAAAACAAAAAAAAAAAAUUAAAUUAAA